Messenger RNA from Synchiropus splendidus (mandarinfish), 992 nucleotides. RefSeq names its product PIH1 domain containing 1 (gene pih1d1). Gene Ontology annotation, cellular component: cytoplasm; R2TP complex; ribonucleoprotein complex. The transcript is spliced from 11 exons. NCBI's taxonomy places the organism in Eukaryota, Metazoa, Chordata, Actinopteri, Syngnathiformes, Callionymidae. The coding region runs from base 62 to 931 and encodes 289 amino acids. The record is from RefSeq and is a predicted model, not a curated record. Gene Ontology annotation, biological process: rRNA processing; box C/D snoRNP assembly.
UGUAGGUACCUCAUUUCCGCUGUGUCGCCGGUGUCGCGAAGCACAAAAAGGUGCGAUUGAGAUGCAAACCACAGCCGCGUCAGACUCGUCGCUCCUGCACGCGGAGCUGGAGUCACAGCAGCAGGAGGAGCUCUAUCACCAGCUGCUGCUGCAGACAAUGGGGAAAGUUCCAACUGAAAAUCCUGACUCGAAACUGAUCCGACCACAACCUGGGAUGUGUGUGAAAACGCAGUCAGUCCAGGACAAUCAGAAGGUCUUCGUCAACAUCUGCCAGUCCAGUUCUGUUCCGCCUCCGCCAGAACUUUCUACAGAAGAACUGGUGGAUCUGCUGCAGUCAGAAGAUCCCAGCGGCUUCAAAGUUCCCAUGAGCCUCGGCGAGCCACACACUGAGCUGGACAACAGCUCUCAAGGCUGCACAGCAUACGAUGUGGUCAUCAACCAGGACUUCUUCAAGAAGUGUCAGAAGGAUCAGUUGUUCCUGCAGUUUGUGAUCAUGGUCUCUCUGGAGGGUUUGGAGAACAAGUACCAGCUGGAGCUGAGCAGAGACUGGAAAGUUCUGAAGAACAGGAAGUUUUUGGGGUCUGUCACAGAGCAGAACAUUCGCACCAAGAGCCAGCCGGUGAUCCAGGAGCUGCCGCCUCACAGGGAACCGGUCACUGAAGCAUCCCGCAGACCUGACUUCUCCCUGCGGGUGGAGCCCCCUGCUGGUGAUCCACAGUUCCUGAUUGCAGAAGUCAAGUUGCCUAACGUGCAUUCCUCUCGCUCCCUGGUCCUGGAUGUGGGCGAGGACCGCUUGGUGUUGUCGGCCCGACCUUCCCUCUACCACCUCGAUUUCUUCCACCCGUUUCUAGUGGACCAGGAGUCCAGUGUGGCCCAGUACAACAGCUCCACUCAGGUCCUCACAGUCACCAUGCCUGUGGUCUCAUCAUGAAACUGCUUUUGUUACUUGUUCAAAAUAGUUCAAUAAACCCGUCAAUAUCCUUGAAUCAAAG